This is a messenger RNA of Gracilinanus agilis (Agile Gracile Mouse Opossum), 2133 nucleotides long. Its product is annotated as disintegrin and metalloproteinase domain-containing protein 20-like. The coding region runs from base 1 to 2133 and encodes 710 amino acids. Gene Ontology annotation, cellular component: external side of plasma membrane; sperm head plasma membrane; plasma membrane. The transcript has a single exon. The record is from RefSeq and is a predicted model, not a curated record. Gene Ontology annotation, biological process: male gonad development; proteolysis. Lineage: Eukaryota; Metazoa; Chordata; Mammalia; Didelphimorphia; Didelphidae. Gene Ontology annotation, molecular function: metalloendopeptidase activity.
AUGAGGACGGUCAGGGUCCCGCCCCACCUGAGCGCCCCGCUCCUAGUGCUCGGACUCGGGGCGCUCCUGGACGUGGUGGGUGGCCUCCAGCAACGGCCCAGUUGGCGCUUCACCUCCUCGGAGGUGGUGAUUCCCUUGCAGCUGAGCAGCUUCGGCGUUGCGGAAAGGCCUAGGCGACUGUCCUACCUGCUGAGUUUUGGCGGCACGAAGUUUGUGGUCCACCUCCAUCUCAAGAAACUUCUUUUGCCCAGGCACCUGCCGGUCUUCACUUAUACAGAGCAAGGGUCCCUCCUGAUGGACCACUCCUUCAUCCCGAAAGAUUGCUAUUACCGAGGCUAUGUGGAGGGGGCCCUGGGCUCCCUGGCUGCCCUCAGCACCUGCCAUGGGGGUCUCCAGGGGAUGCUGCAGGUGAACUCCCUUUACUAUGAAAUUGAGCCCUUGCCUGCCUCUCCCUUAUUUCAGCAUCUGGUUUCUCUAGUAGAGAAUAAAAAGCAGGGUCCUCGCUGGAAGUGCGGCUUAAGGGAAGAGGAAAUCGAUCGUCUUGUUUUGGAGAAAAAGGGGUUGAGAGCAUCUAUGUCUAGGAUAGGGCCAAAGGACAAUUGGUGGCCAGGAAUCAGGUUUGUGAAGUUGAUGGUGGUAGUAGAUAAUUUUUGGUAUAAAUAUGCUCGGGAAAAUGAAACCGAGGUAAUAUACCAGGUAUUGGAAGUUGUCAAUAUGAUCGAUUCUCUGUAUUAUCCUUUAUUUGUCUAUGUAAAUUUGAAUGGAGUGGAAAUCUGGACAAGUAACAACCCAGUGGAAUUCAGUAACGGCAUAAAGGUAACUUUGGAUGUAUUUUCCCGUUGGAAACAAGGAAUUAAUUACCGGUUGCCACAUGACGUUGCCCGCCUCUUUGUUCGAUAUAACUUUGGUAUAGAAAAGAGUUUAUCUUAUGUUGGUACAAUAUGCAACAACCUAACAUCAGCUGGCAUUGAUGCAUAUGUUGAGGAUAACUUGUUGGAAUUCUCUAUCACGGUGGCCCACGGACUUGGUCACAACCUCGGCAUGCUUCAUGACCACGACUUCUGCAUCUGUGCACAAAAGCAAUGCAUCAUGUAUGCCUAUUUUGGCUUAACUGAUGUCUUUAGCAAUUGUAGUUAUGCCAGUUACUUCGAUCAGUUUAGUGAACGUUUUCUAGAUUGUUUAACAAGUCCACUAGAGCCUUACAAAGUUUCCUCUACAAAGCAAUGUGGUAAUAAGGUGGUUGAGGAGGGAGAAGAAUGUGACUGUGGAUCAGAAGAAGAAUGUAGUAAAGAUUCUUGUUGUAAACCAGGUUGUACCCUGAGGCCCCAUGCUGACUGUACUUCCGGACCGUGCUGUAUAAAAUGCAAGAUUGCACCAGCUGGAACGCUUUGUAGACCCCUUAGUUCACCAUGUGACCUUCCAGAGUACUGCAAUGGAACUUCAGUACUGUGCCAGAAAGAUUUUUUCAUGCAGGAUGGAACUCCAUGUACUAAAAAUGCCGUUUGCUAUAAGAAUACUUGCAGUGACCGCAUUCAAAAGUGCAAAGCCAUCUUUGGUGAAAAAGCCUAUGAUGCUCCCCUCAUCUGCUACAAAGAAGCAGACACGAUAGGUAAUCAGUUUGGGGAAUGUUCUUCAGAGAACCAGGUACCCGGGAAAUGUGUCGAUUCCCAUGAUUUGUGUGGCAGGCUGCAAUGUACUAAUGUUGACCACAUUCCCAAUUUAAAGGAAUCUGAUACUAUACUCCAGAUUUACGUGAAUGGAGUUAUGUGCAUUGGAAUGGACUCUCACCAGGGGAUGGAAAUGCAGAACACUAGAAACGCAAAUAAUGGCGCAGUGUGUGACCAUGGAAAGAUCUGCCUGAAUAAGGAGUGUGUCAAUUAUUCUGUAUUAAAUUAUGAUUGUGCAGCCAAGAAGUGCAAUUCUAAUGGUGUAUGCAACAACAACAAAAAUUGUCAUUGCCUAGAAGGGUGGGAUCCCCCAUUCUGUAAUAAAAGAGGACCUGGUGGAAGUAUAGAUAGUGGCCCUCCUCCAGAAUGGAAAGGAAAUUAUAGAUUAAUUAUUUUCUCAAUAGUUUCUAUCUGUUUGGGAUUUUAUGCAAUACUAAUAAUGCUUUUGUUUUUAGCAAAAAGGUAA